Messenger RNA from Hemiscyllium ocellatum (epaulette shark), 2334 nucleotides. Its product is annotated as protein phosphatase 1 regulatory subunit 29-like. Gene Ontology annotation, molecular function: protein binding. The coding region runs from base 1 to 2334 and encodes 777 amino acids. Gene Ontology annotation, cellular component: plasma membrane. The record is from RefSeq and is a predicted model, not a curated record. The transcript has a single exon. Lineage: Eukaryota; Metazoa; Chordata; Chondrichthyes; Orectolobiformes; Hemiscylliidae.
AUGUCCCGUGUCAGCCUUUGGGCAACGAUCGUUCUGCUGGCCCAGCUGGGAAAGGUCUGUGGGGAUUGUUGGCUGAUCGAGGGGGAGAAAGGCUACGUUUGGCUAGCCAUCUGCAGCCAGAACCAGCCCCCUUACGAGGCCAUCCCUCAGCACAUCAACAGCACCGUGCUGGAUCUCCGGCUCAACGAGAACAAGCUCAAACUCCUCCUGUACAGCUCCCUCAGCCGCUUCGGUAACCUGACCGACCUGAACCUGACGAAAAAUGAGAUCAGCUACAUCGAAGACGGCGCCUUUUUGGUUCAGUCGAACCUGCGCGUGCUGCAGCUGGGCUACAACAGGUUGACCAACUUGACCGAGAAUAUGCUCCGGGGCCUCACCAGGCUGGAGUACAUGUACGUCCAGCACAACCUGAUCGAGAGCAUCUCGGUCAACAGUUUCUGGGAGUGCCCCAACCUCAUCAGUAUUGACCUGUCUGCCAACCGGUUGGCGAAGCUGGAGAGCAACACCUUCACCAGUCUCAGUGGCCUUAUGGUGUGCGAGCUGGCGGGUAAUCCUUUCAAUUGCUCCUGCGACUUGGUCGGUUUCUUGAAUUGGCUCGCCGAGUUCAACAACGUCACCAAAACCUACGACAGACUUCAGUGCGAGAGCCCGGCGGAGUACGCUGGCUUCCCUCUCCUGAGCCCGAGGCCCAACAGCAACCUCAACGCCAUCAGUCUCCUCGCUUCCUCCUGUCGGAAUGGUGUGAAGGUCGUCCCGUUUUCCACGCCCAUGGCUUCCAAAGAUCCCGAAGCCUACUCGUCGGGAAUCAACCCGGCGGAAUUUUCCUCCACCGAGCCCAUCACGGCGUACACCCUGGACACGUCGAAUAGCCCCACCAUUAAGCUGCACCACGUGACCAUCACCGGGGCAACGCUGGUGGUUCAGAUCCCCUCCCCCUACAGCAGGAUGUACAUUCUGGUGCAGUACAACAACAGCUACGUUUCUGAUGUGACAAAUCUCCGCAACAGGAAGGAAUACAUUAAGCUGGAGAAGCUAAAGGCGCACACGGAUUACACCUUCUGCGUGGCUUCCAUCCAGAAGUCCCAGAGGUUCAACCACACCUGCUUGACCUUUGCGACAAGAGGGCGUAUGAUAACCCAACCGUCCAACUCUUCCACCACCACCCAUUACAUUAUGACGAUCCUGGGCUGCUUGUUUGGCAUGGUCAUUGUCCUGGGCGUGGUUUAUUACUGCUUGCGCAAGCGAAGAAUUCAGGAGGAGAAGCAGAAGUCUAUCAAUGUCAAGAAGACCAUCUUGGAGAUGAGGUAUGGGCCAGAGUCAGAAACGAGCAGUAUGAUUCACUCAAUGCAGAAGUUCCACGAGCAACCUAUAUCAGUGUCUCGGAUGUCCUCGCUCCCCUCUGUGUCUGGGGAGAAGGCACAGUUCAAGCCGCUGGAAGUCAACGAGACACCGAAAGCCACCAAGGGCAACUAUAUCGAAGUCCGCACAGGGGAGGCUGCUGACCGCAAAGAGGAGGAAGCAAAGCAGGCAGAUAAUGGAGAUGGCUCAACAGCGGAAAUCUCCACCAUCGCCAAAGAGGUGGACAAAGUCAACCAGAUCAUCAACAACUGCAUCGACGCCUUGAAGUUGGAUUCUGCGGCUUUCAUCGGCGCCGACUCCGAGAUGUCGAUCGACCGCCAAAUCACGCCGAGCACGUCGUCCUCCCAGCUGGAGAGGCCGGGCUUCCUGUCGCCGACUUACAAAGAAGGAGGUUACCCGUUGCAGCGGCAGAGCAGCGUGGACACCACCAAGAAACGCUGCAGCAUCUCGUCCAGUGGUUCGGGCAAGAGCACCCGUGUCUACAGCCUUGACCUGCCCGACCAGGUGUCCAAGACAGAGGCCAAGUACAUCGAGAAGAGCAUCCCCACCCCUACGCCUUUAAAGCGUCUUCCGUCAGUGGCCCAGGGAGAAAUUCAUCGUCUGGAGGUACAGCAAACCUACCACUGCAGUGAACAUCGCCACUCCUUCCCUGCUUUGUACUAUGAAGAACACGGGGACACUGUAAGCCAGAGGUCCACACUGUUAAAGCCACUCUCCCGUUCCAAAAGGGACUCCGCCUACUCCCAGCUCUCCCCCAGGCACCAGUUCUCCGGAUAUUCCUCCAGCCCGGAGUAUUCGUCGGAAAACAGUCACAAGAUCUGGGAGAGGUUCCGCCCCUAUAAAAAGCACCCUCGGGAGGAGGUGUACCUGGCUGCUGGCCACGCCUUGCGAAAAAAAGUCCAGUUUGCUAAAGAUGAAGACUUGCACGAUAUUUUAGAUUACUGGAAAGGUGUUUCUGCUCAGCAAAAGUUGUGA